This is a messenger RNA of Loxodonta africana (African savanna elephant), 9086 nucleotides long. RefSeq names its product zinc finger protein 343-like. Gene Ontology annotation, cellular component: nucleoplasm. Gene Ontology annotation, biological process: regulation of transcription by RNA polymerase II. The transcript has 5 exons. Gene Ontology annotation, molecular function: RNA polymerase II cis-regulatory region sequence-specific DNA binding; DNA-binding transcription repressor activity, RNA polymerase II-specific; zinc ion binding. The record is from RefSeq and is a predicted model, not a curated record. Lineage: Eukaryota; Metazoa; Chordata; Mammalia; Proboscidea; Elephantidae. The coding region runs from base 4397 to 6511 and encodes 704 amino acids.
UAAUAGUGGUCUUAUGCAAUAUUUGUCUUUUUGCCUCUGACUAAUUUCACUCAGCAUAAUGCCUUCCAGCUUCCUCCAUGUUAUGAAAUGUUUCACAGAUUCAUCACUAUUCUUUAUCGAUGCGUGGUAUUCCAUUGUGUGAAUGUACCAUAAUUUAUUUAACCAUUCAUCCAUUGAUGGACACCUUGGUUGCUUCCAGCUUUUUGCUAUUGUAAACAGUGCUGCAGUAAACGUGGGUGUGCAUAUAACUGUUUGUGUAAAGGCUCUUAUUUCUCUAGGGUAUAUUCCGAGGAGUGGGAUUUCUGAGUUGGAUGGUAGUUCUAUUUCUAACUUUUUAAGAAAAUGCCAGAUUUCCAAAGUGGUUGUACCAUUUGACAUUCCCACCAGCAGUGUAUAAGAGUUCCGAUCUCUCCGCAGCCCCUCCAACAUUUAUUAUUUUGUGUUUUUUGGAUUAAUGCCAGCCUUGUUGGAGUGAGAUGGAAUCUCAUCGUAGUUUUAAUUUGCAUUUCUCUAAUGGCUAAUGAUCGAGAGCAUUUUCUCAUGUUUCUGUUUCUGUUAGCCGCCUGAAUAUCUUCUUUAGUGAAGUGCGUGUUCAUAUCCUUUGCCCAGUUUUUGAUUGGGUUGUUUAUCUUUGUGGUUGAGUUUUAACAGAAUGAUAUAGAUUAUAGAGAUCAGGCGCUGGUCAGAGAUGUCAUAGCUGAAAAGUUUUCACAAUCUGUAGGUGGUCUUUUUACUCUUUUGGUGAAGUCUUUAGAUGAGCAUAGGUGUUUGAUUUUUAGGAGCUCCCAGUUAUCUGGUUUCUCUUUGUCAUUUUUGGUAAUGUUUUGUAUCCUGUUUAUGCCUUGCAUUAGGGCUCCAAAAGUUGUCCCUAUUUUUUCUUCCAUGAUCUUUAUCGUUUUUCAUCUUUAUGUUUAGGUUUUUGAUCCAUUUGGAGUUAGUUUUUGUGCAUGGUGUGAGGUAUGGGUCCUGUUUCAUUUUUUUGCAAAUGGAUAUCCAGUUAUGCCAGCACCAUUUGUUAAAAAGACUAUCUUUUCCCCAAUUAACUGACACUGGGCCUUUGUCAAAUAUCAGCUGCUCAUAUGUGGAUGAAUUUAUAUCUGGGUUUAAACAGAAUUUUUUGAUGCAAGUCAUGCUUACAGUGUUUAUUUUCUGCACACUUCAUGUUACAGUUUAUAGCCACAGAUAACGUUUCAUCCACGAAGUCUUUUAUACUAUAGAAAAAAGAAAACCAAACCCAGUGCCGUCAAGUCGAUUCCGACUCAUAGAAGUAUAAUUAUUUACUUCGAAUGAAAAUCACACAAUUCAUUUAUGUGGGAAAUAAAAAUAAACAGAUGAAAGUUGUUCUUCUAGACUUAUAUAUUGUAUAAAUAUUUAAAUCUCUCUGAACCCUAUUUCCUCCAAGUAUUUUCUUACGACACUUUCACGCUUACAGAAAACUGAAAGAUAUGUUACACUGGAUGUCUGUAUGCCCACCUAAAUGAGUGGAUAGAUAUGUGAUGAAGCAAAUAGGGCAAAAUGUAAAUAAUUGGAUCACAGUUGUCAAUGGAGAAAGUAUGGUACUUUAUUAGGCGUAAUACUGAAAUUUUAUUGAGGAAUAGAAGAGCUGUAGCUGGGCAGCAUAUUGUAAAAUUGUAGUGUGCUCUGAUGUUCAGGAGGAGAGAAGUGUUUUUUACACAGGAAAACCACAAGCAUGUCUUUGUGUUCCUAACUACAAGCGUAUCUUUGUACCUACUUUAGCUUCACCACAGUUUGUUCUCUUUCCUGUUUUUCUGCGUUUAAAGUUUUUCUAUUAUAGAAGUUAUGGGUCAUGUAUUCAGAAAAGAGCAGAAACAAAAACAAAAUGGAUUGUGAUCCAGACCUGUGUCAGCCAUUUCAUUUUUGCCAGGGGCCUCGGUUAGAGUUCUCCUCCACAUACUUUACCAAGAUUUUUGUAAAUGUUUUCUAAUGUAUAAGUUUACUAGAAGAAUGGAGGUUCCUCCUCCUGUUCUAGGGUGAAAUCACCACAAAGUUAUAGUAAACCAAGAAGAAAGACAAGAGGCAAAAGUGGGAAACAGACAAGCAUGGUGCCAGAGCCACGUCUGCCCGAGUUGAAGGAAUGUUACAGACUCGUUAGUGUAUGUUAACGUUACAAGUGUGUAAAAUCAUCAGAAGCUUCACGUUUUCAGAGAUUGGCUGAAAACUGCCAAAAUCACCAAGCUUUUAUAUUUUCAAAUGUCUUUUCUAAUAAUCAUUGGUACAGAUUUCAAUAACGACAGGAGCUGUCUUCACUGGUCCAACAAAUCUUACUGUUUACUAAAUGCUAAUAAAAAAGAUAAAUAAAAAACAAAACAAACCUGGAUUGAUUCCAACUGAGUGUCUUUUGCGCUCUAUCUAGGAUUUAUGUGACAGGUUCCCUAAAGGAUGUUCUCCAGGAUUGUCCUAGCUAUCGCUUUUGUACCUCAGGGCCCAGGUGAUUUGUCCUUGUGAGUUCUUAUUGCUCCAGCUAGGCUACAUUCUUUAUACUCACGGAGAGGAAUAAUGGCUCCAAUUUUAACUCCUACAUCACUCCCAUAGUAGAUUUUCUGAUGUUAUUAAGCUGUUUUGUCAUUUUUGGGAUAAAAUACUGUCAUUUUGGGGAUAAAAUAUGUUUGGUUAUGGUGUACUAUAAUUUUUUAAGGUACAGCUGCAAUUUGCUAGUGUUUUACUUAGGACUUUUGCAUCUAUGUUUAUAAGUGGAACUGACCUCGUUUUCUUUUUCUGUAGUGCUCUUGUUUGCUUUUGGUGCCCUUGGUGAAUGCGUUAGAAACCAUUUCUUCUUAUUAUUUUUUAAUGCUUUGUUAUUGUUAUUAGGUUCCAUCAAGUCGGUUCUGACCCAUAGCGACCCUUUCUACAACAGAAUGAAACGCUACCUGGUACUGCACCAUCCUCACAAUCGUUGCUCUGCUUGAGCCCAUUGUCGCAGCCAUGGUGUCAGUCCAUCUCAUUGAGGGUCUCUCUUUUUCACUAACCCUCUGCUUAAUACUUUGGGGCACGUAAUAUUUAAUACAGAAAUUACCUAUUCCCAAAAACUUGGCUAAAACUGGCCAAUAAAAUCAUGAGGCUGAUGCCUUUUAGAGAGUGGAUUCGACGACCUUUUCGUUUUCUUCUGUGGUUAAUAAUAUCUGUAUUUUUUCCUUCCCCAUUUUUUGAGUCUAUUUUAGACAAUUUGUAUUCUCCUAGGAAAUUACCCAUUUCUUCCAGAUACUUUAAAUUACAAAGUGGAACCAAUAACAGUUUUUAAAUGUCCAUCCGUAGACAUGUUGCCUUUUUAGUCCUGAGACUGUUUGCCUUUAUGUUUUCUCUGUCUUCAGUGAAAUGAGUUCCUUAAUGGGGCCUUCUGCCUUGGUUCUUUGGAAAAACAGCUUGGGAGAAAUAAGAGCAAAGGAGAGCCCCUUUUGGGAACCUGUCACUCUCAUGGCAGAGGAAAAAGGACACGACAGGUGGUGGGGUCCUGCAAGGCUUAGAAAUCACACCUUUGCUCUCACUCCCAUGUGUUGCCCAAGACAAGACUGAUGUCAGGAGUCAAACCCAAACCAAAUCUAUUGCAAUUGAGUGGAUUCCAAGACAUAGCGACCCUAUAGGACAGAUUAGAGCUACCCCAUAGGGUUUCCAAGGAGCGGCUGGUGGGUUCAAACUGCCAGCCUUUUGGUGAGCAGCUGAAUGCUUAACCACUAAGCCACCAGAUGUCAAGGACACAGAAGUAUAAUCUUUUAAUAGAGAAGCAGAUGGUAGGCAAAAAUGAUAAAAUCUGGCUCAAAGGCCUAUUUUAUCUUAAUUACUAGGAUUAACAAAGUGACCUAGAGGCAUUUCUUCUUACAGGAAGCUCACAAUCUAGUAAAAACAGUCAUUUAAGUAAAAAUUGCAAUCUGGUUUUACUAAGGUGAUGUGUAGGCUGAGCAGCUCUGCCUACGGUGUUGGGGGAACGUCUUAGGGGAACCCCAGCUAGCCUUAAAGGGCACUACACAGCAGGAAGGAGUCCCUGGGUAGUGCAGACAAUUAAGCUCACAACUGCCAGUUUGUACCCACCCAGAGGUACCUUGGAAGAUAGGCCUAGCAAUCUGCUUCUGAAAGGUCAUAGCCUUGAAAGCCUUAUGAAGGAGUUCUACUUUGCACAGAUGAGGUCACCAUGAGUGGGAAUUGACUCAACAGCAGCCAACAACAGCAACAAGGCAGCAGUUGGAUGUAGGCAUGUGGGCUAAGGUCCUGGCCACGCUGCUGAGGAGCUUCUAAAGGUCCUGGAUGCGUGAAAACAAGAGGGCUUUCAUAACUGAGGUUUGAAGAAGUUCCCCAGGCAGCAGAAAUCCAUCUUGAGGUGAAGUAACUUCCAUCUGGCCCUGUGGCAGAAUUUCAAGGCAGCCACUGUACCAACUCUGGGGCCAUGAUGUUGCCUGAUCUUUCUGCCUGGGGAGAGCAGGACUGGGAGAAGAUUUUGGCUUCACAGAACAGGGAAGAUGUGGAGACCAUGAAGAAACUGACUCAAAAACAUGAGGCUAAAGGUUUGUCCUCUAAGGAUACUGACUGGGACCAAGAGAAGAAGAGGAAGCCCCAAAUACUGGAAUCAGUUACACUCAAGGAUGUCACUGUGGUCUUCACGGAGGCAGAAUGGGAGAGACUGAGCUCUGAGCAGAAGAACCUAUACAAAGAAGUGAUGCUGGAGAUUUACAGGAAUCUGCUCUCAUUGGCAGAACCGAAGCCAGAACUCUACCCCUGCUCCUCCUGCCUUCUGGCUGUCUCCUGUCAGCAAUUCCUCAGCCAGCACGUGCUUCAGAUCUUCCCAGGCUUCUGUGCACAACAUCACUUCCAUCCAGGGCGUUCCAGCCUAGGGCAUCAGAAGCAGCCAGAGCAGCAGGAUUCUGAUCUCAGCUGCUGGAGGGAAAACACAGAAGGUCAAGACAGAGAAGUCUCCAGACCCCUGUGUGGGAGGACAGGGGAGGGAGAGACUUCAAGGAUGUUCUUCAGCCCACCCCGAAGAGAGUCAGCAAGCCCUGGAGAAGGCAACACAGAGAUAGGGAUAGAGCCCAGCUCAGGCCAAAGGGUAAAGUCUGUGGAAAGGGGCAAAGGGUUGAAGGAAUUAGAAACCUCAAAAUUAGGAGCAGUCAUCCAUACAGAGUAUGAACCAGACUGUGGCCUGAAGUCAGACUUCAUUACACACCAGAGGUUCCUCUUACAGGAGAAGCCCUUUGUGUGCAGUGAGUGUGGCCUGGGAUUUACCCAGAAAUCAGUCUUCCUUUUGCACCAGAGGACACACUCAGGGCAGAAGCCACAUGUGUGCAAGGAGUGUGGGCGAGGGUUUAGCAACAAAUCAAAUCUCAGCAGACACCAGAGGAUACACUCAGGUGAAAAACCUUACUUGUGCCUGGAGUGUGGGCGAGGCUUUAACCGGAAAUCACAUCUCAUCACACACCAGAGGACACACUCUGGAGAGAAACCUUACGUGUGCCUGCAGUGUGAGCGGGGCUUUAACCGUGAGUCACACCUCCUUAUCCACCAGAGCACACACUCAGGGGAGACGCCUUAUGUGUGCAAGGACUGUGGCCAAGGGUAUAAACGAAAAUCAGACCUCCUUGUGCACUGGAGGACACACUCGGGGGAGAAGCCACAUGUGUGGAGGGAGUGUGGCCGAGGCUUCAGCCAGAAGUCGAAUCUUAUCACACACCAGAGGACACACUCAGGUGAGAAGCCUUACAUGAGCCUGGAGUGUGAGCAGGGCUUUACCCAGAAAUCAAGCCCCCAUCCCCACCAGGGAACUCAUUCAGAGGAGAAGCUGUAUGUGUGCAAGGAGUGUGGGCGUCGCUUUAGCUACAAGUCCACUCUCAUCCCACACCAAAGGACACACUCAGGGGAGAAGCCGUAUGUGUGCAAGGAGUGUGGGCGAGGGUUUAGCAACAAAUCAAAUCUCAACAGACACCAGAGGACACACUCAGGUGAAAAACCUCACAUGUGCCUGGAGUGUGGGCGAGGCUUUAACUGCAAGUCAAAUCUCAUCGCACACCAGAGGACACACUCAAGCGAGAAACCUCAUGUGUGUGUGGAGUGUGGGCAAGGCUUUAACCGGGAAUCACGCCUCCUGAUACACCAGAGGACACACUCAGGGGAGAAGCCGUAUAUGUGUAAGGAGUGUGGCCGAGGGUUUAAACGGAAACCAGACCUCCGUAUGCACUGGAGAACACACUCGGGGGAGAAGCCACAUGUGUGCAAGGAAUGUGGUCGAGGCUUCAGCCAGAAGUCGAAUCUUAUCAGACACCAGCGGACACACUCGGGUGAGAAACCUUACAUGUGCCUGGAAUGCGGACGAGGCUUUAAUCACAAAUCAAAUCUCAUCCCACACCAGAGGACACACUCAGGUGAGAAACCUUACGUGUGCCUGCAGUGUGGCCGAGGCUUUAACCGCAAAUCAAAUCUCAUCACACACCAGAGGACACACACAUUUAUUGGGGAAUCUGAUCCUUUGCAGGGGGAGAGAAGUGAUCUAGGUUUUGGAGACAGAUGCUAGGUGAAGGGACAGAAUGUCCUACAUCUCCAGAGACUCAAUUACCUCUUCUCCUAAAUAAUUUUUUCUGUCACUACCUUGUUCUGUUGGCUUCUGUGAAAGCUCCCUUCCCUGGUUUUCCUUCUUGCUUUCUAGUCUCUAUUCUGGUCUGCUGAAUCUUUCUCCACCCAUGGAAGUAUUGCUGUUCCCUAAUGCUCAGUUCCCAGUCCUAGCUGCAGGGUCCUUUUAACUACCCACUGUCCCUCACCUUGAAGUCAGCGUUCCAGAGCCUUCCAGAUUCCAGGGUCAGAUCCUUUAACCAUAUUCAGACUGUUCUCCAGUCCUGUUGCUUUGAGGCCUCUUGGCUACUCCAUAUGUUAGGUCAAUAAUGCUAGGUUUAGCGACACCUAAACAGAUAAUCUAAUACCAGGUGUAAGGACCGCUAGCCAUGUACCCUCAGCCCUCCGAUCCUUGGACUCAGUGCUGCUAAUGGCACUCCCACAUCAUUCUAAUAAGUACUCUGAGACAACCUAGCUAUACCUCCUCCUCUGAUUUUCACUUCAAGGACUUGGUCCUUUAUCCAUGCCUCUCUUCAGUGCUCCUCCUCGGAGCCGAAAUUUUUCAGUUUUUUGACUACUAUGCAUGUCCUGGCUUACACUGCUGUGUCCUGGGGCAAUAACUAUUCACUAGAGAGGGUUUGUCUAGGCUGCCGCAAAUUUGUUUGCUCACUAGGAGUUUUCUAGGACAGCAGAACUGAUACCAUAUUUUGAGAAUAGAAAAAGUAUAGUGUUUUGAACAAACGAUCAAAGCAGGGCACAGGAAUGUUAGAGCAGUCACUGGCCCCGCAGCCUCUAUCCACUGUCUCUUGCCUUGAAGCCAGCUUCCAAAGAUUCUGAUUCUGAUUCUGUUCAGGUGGAAAGGGUAGGAGUGCUGAAAUGUGGUCCCCUAAACUUUACCACAUUUUCCUUGAUGUCCCUUUCCAGAGUCCUCCCCACCUCCUCCCUACUGCCUUAAGACCAACAUUCUCUCUUCAGAACUGGAAGUGAGAGGGAAAGUAAAUGGAUAUGUAAUCUCUAGGAGUUUGAGGAGGGAGGAUUCCAGAUAAUCAUAUGGCCCCUUCCCUGCCAUUGGGAAAGAAAGCCAAUCAAGAACACUAGCACCUUCUUGGGGAAAAAUGGAAAUAAAGAGAAAAUCAAUAAAGAGAAACUAAAGACUCACCUAGCUACAGGGAUUGACAAACCCAAGAUCAGCAAGUCAGAUGGCAGGCUACUGGCUCAUGGGCUGCAAAGGCAGACAAAUGCAAGAUCAACAGGUAAGAUGGCAGGCUGCUGGCUCAAGUCCCCAGAACUGGAGGUCAGAUGAUGACAUGCCAGAUGCAGGAUCCAGAGUGAGCAAAAGCCAGCAAGCUCUGCCAGAAAGUCCAUGUAUAUUGGAUGCAGGACACACCCCUAAGAACCUCCCUUUCAACUGAUUGCUCAUAAUUGAUCACAUUGUGGAGGUGAUUGCAUUACAUCAGAUCUCAUCAUAGAAGUGAUUACAUCAUUACAUAACUGUCAAACUACUGGGAAUCAUGGCCUGGCCAAGUUGACACAAAACUUUAAUCAUCACAAGACUCCACAAUCCUCCAGCCUGAUGCCUGACCCAUGAAUUUGGGAUUUGCCAGGCUCCACCGUCAUGUGAGCCAUUUCCCUGAGAUAAAUCUAUUUAUAUACGGUUCACUGGUUUUGCUUUUCUAGAGAAACCAGCCUAAGACAUUUGGUAUCCAGAGUGCUUCUGGAAGAACACAAUUGUAAGGAUGAAUUCUGAAUUGGCUCUCAAGUCUGGCUAGUCUUAAAGACACUGAUGACUCUGCCUGCAGUAGUAAAAAGGACACUGCUGGUCCAUGGCAUGAGGUGGCAGUAGAAAUAUGCAAAAAUAUCACCACCAAUAGAUCAAAUAUUUGUGAGAAGCAAGGCGCUGUGUGAUUUUAUAUUUGAUUCUUUAUGGUAUUUGUCAGAGUGAGAAGUACAGGGAGGCUGGCUGGUUGGUCCACUUUUGCUAGACAAAGUAGCGAAAGGGAUGAGCUCAGGGCAAGAAAGUCACAGCCCAAGCACUGCAUAAAAGACCUGAAAGUUUCCACUUGUUCCUGAAAGCCUUAUUUGUUUUAGCAACAGAGCCGAUAUUGAUGAAAACCAAACCCAGAGUCUUAUCAUAAGAGUGGCUGAAUUAUAAUACCACUUGACUUUCCAACCUUGAAUGGUGUCCGAAGUUAAAGUGAGGGCAUUGAUUGGGAAGAAAUGAGAUCCAGAAACCGGGGAUGGGGACAUAUGGGCAGAUAAUCAGAAAGCUGGGGACACUGGGCACCUAAAUUGUAUUGAAUCAUUCCUGCCAACAGAAUGAGCUCUCUUACUCCCAUGUGAACAGAUUACUCCAUUUCUGCUUGCUAAGCCUCCCUCGCUAAUAGAACUGUUAUUCUUUCCACCCCCAUCUGAUGAAAUUCAUCCAGCUGUUUCUCCUGAAGAGUCUUUGUGUGAGAUAUCAACUUUGUGCCACCUGUGGCAUUGCAUGAAGCAGAUGCCUUACAAGACAUUGCUGAAUAUUCUUAGGACCCAUUCCCACC